This is a messenger RNA of Protopolystoma xenopodis, 405 nucleotides long. The record is from the annotation of a GenBank genome assembly. Lineage: Eukaryota; Metazoa; Platyhelminthes; Monogenea; Polystomatidea; Polystomatidae.
UAUGUUUGGCUACUGUCAAAAGGCCUUCAAUCAGAACUUAACCUUCCUCACCGACUCAAGGUGGAUUCGGCUUUUAUUGCAAACACUGGACUCGAGGUCUACAGGCCAUUCGGAGCCUCUGCCGUCCGGCGAGUGAGCCGAAGUGACGAACUGCAAAUAAAACUGACUCCCGAAGCCCAUGUUGCAACCGUCCACCUCGAACGCGACCGGCCCGGGCCAACCGAGGCUCGACCAACAAACGAGGGUCCAGCUGAAGUCAUGUUGCGGCCUCCUACACGAACACUACACACCUCUGCUUCACUCGACGACGACUUCAUUCAUGCUUCAUACGUCCUGGAAACUGCCCAAGUCGGUCGACAACUCCUGUUUGCAUGCUUGCCUUUCUGUGCAUGUCAGCAAAAUUAG